Messenger RNA from Heterocephalus glaber (naked mole-rat), 1377 nucleotides. It is a transcript of the gene Polr3gl, whose product is annotated as RNA polymerase III subunit GL. Gene Ontology annotation, biological process: transcription by RNA polymerase III. NCBI's taxonomy places the organism in Eukaryota, Metazoa, Chordata, Mammalia, Rodentia, Bathyergidae. Gene Ontology annotation, cellular component: RNA polymerase III complex. The record is from RefSeq and is a predicted model, not a curated record.
UAGGGAGCCCCGGGAGGCGGGCCUAGAACGGCGUCCGCUUGAGGAAGAGGAGCAAAUUCCAAGUUCGCCUCGGCUUGGGCUCCGUGUGGGGGAGGGGCAGCAGGUUUUGCUCAGUGUGUCUCUGAAUAUCCUGACCCCCUCCACCAUGGCCAACCGGGGUGGGGGCCGGGGUCGUGGCCGGGGCCAGCUGACCUUCAACAUGGAAGCAGUGGGCAUCGGAAAGGGGGAUGCUUUGCCUCCACCCACUCUGCAGCCUUCUCCCCUCUUCCCUCCCUUGGAGUUCCGCCCAGUGCCUCUGCCCUCAGGAGAAGAAGGGGAAUAUGUCCUGGCACUGAAGCAGGAGCUACGAGGGGCUAUGAGGCAGCUCCCCUAUUUCAUCCGACCAGCUAUCCCCAAGAAAGGUCAGCUGGCGUCAUGUUGGGAGCACCUGAACUCAGCACAGCUGAGAGAGGCGCAGAAACGCACUCACUGGGGAGACAGGAUUUACUCCUAUGUGGAGCGUUACUCAGACAAAUAUCAGACGUCUGGGCCAAUUGACAGUGCCAUUGACUGGAACCCGGAUUGGCGCCGUUUACCCCGGGAGCUAAAGAUUCGAGUGCGGAAGCUACAGAAGGAGCGGACCACCAUUCUACUCCCCAAGAGGCCCCCUAAGGCCACAGAAGAUAAGGAGGAAACAAUACAAAAACUAGAGACCCUGGAGAAGAAGGAAGAGGAAGUGACUUCAGAGGAAGAGGAGGAGAAAGAAGAAGAAGAAGAAAAAGAAGAAGAGGAGGAGGAGGAGUAUGAUGAAGAAGAACAUGAAGAGGUUGGGGACCUUCUGCCCAGGAAACGGACUACAUCAUGUCAUAUUUUGACAAUGGAGAGGACUUUGGAGGUGACAGUGAUGAUAAUAUGGAUGAGGCUAUAUACUGAAGAAAAACCCUCAAUAACACAUUUCUCUUUAUUGGGGAUGUAGAGAAUAACUAUUACUUAGUUUUAUGAACAAAGAAAACAUCAUUUGGACAGAGUCCAGAUGCCCUCCCUGGUCCCUGAAGAUAGGAAUGGAGAAUGAUGACACAUAGCAUUCUUUCCUCCUCUCCCCUCCUUCCCCUUGUAUCACCUCUCAUAUCGUGGGGAAACGGUCAUUGUCUUAAUCCUGCAAGGGGAGAAAGGAGCAUUGAAAGCAUAACUGGCUUGUUAGGGCUGAGACAGUUACACACAUUCCUUCCCAACUUUUACAGCUUUUUGUGUAUGUAAUUGGGGGUGGGAGUAGUUAGAAGGAGUAAGACUGGUUUUAUUUUUUUCUCUUCUUAAAAUUAGUAUAUGUUUGUGAUACAUCAUAAAUGAAUUCAUUGUGGGGUAGUUAUAUAUUUUUAAAAUAAAGUGUUUUUAUCUGUC